UACCUAACUAGCAGAUCUCUGUGAGUUCAAGUCCUGAGAACAGGCAACUUAGAAGACAGAAGGUUAAAACUGCAUCACCAAUCCCAAUUCAGUGUUACAGUCUGCAGGAUCAGCAGCACCAUGUAUAUUCCCUUUAGCAGUCCAUAGAUCGCAUGACGUAAAGUUAGAACAUUCAAACAAGCUCCCUGGAAAUCAAACUGUAUAUCAAGGAAAUCUUGUUUGUAUUUGUUGACAGAUUGAUAUGAUGGUUAAGAGUUGAUUAAGAUUAGGUUCUCACAAAAUAGUUCUGAGUUCAAGGGACACUUGGUAAGUUUUGAGGACUGAUGGAGGAGACAAAGAAUCCAGUAAACUGAUAUAUUGUCUGGUUCCAGGUAGUUUUGAGGAUGUCAAGUCUCAUCUCUUCACGACCUUUUGGUGCCGUCCUUAUAUCCAUGUCCUUUUCAUUCUGUUCAACAAUUUUUUUUUAAUUUUUUUUGUGUUAUCAUAUUCAACAAGAACCUCCCACGUCUAUCUAUUUCCAGGUGUGAUUCUCUUUAUUAUUCUCUUUAUUCACCCUCUACCACAUCUCAUUUCUCUCAACCUGCAGCCUAAAAUAAUUGAACAGUUAUCCUAAACAUAAACACAGUUAAGUCCCUUAAACUAAAUUAUUUCUUUAGAGGCUUACAAUCAUUCCCUUCAUGUGUCUUUUAAGUUUAAGACUAAGGCGUUAAUGAAAGGUUGCUGAAUAAAUUUAGUUCCAUAAUUGCUUGAUUUAGGUCCUAUAGGUGAGUUGUACUUGGCCCCCAUUACGAACUGGUCCCAAUUGGUUACAAGGAAUUGAGACCCUUUCAUAUGUUAAUAAUUGCAAAUAAUAAUAAAUUCAGAUGUUGUUACACAAGUGAAGUCAAUGUUUGUCUCAACAUUCUUCAUUGCUGCUGGGUAUAAAUAUGCCUUUUUAAUCCCUGUUUCCUUUCAAGCAUCGUCUAAUCGAGCUUCUGCCAGCAGUUAACUCACAAAAACACUAGAGAUUUCUCUGAUAGGUUACAGAAAAUAAACGAGAAAAAAAGAUGGAGCCUAUUGGAGCCACUGCGGAGGGAGAGUGGAGUUCUCUUAGUGGAAUGUACACAAGUGAGGAGGCUGAUUUCAUGGAACAGUUGCUUGUCAACUGUCCUCCUAAUCAGGUUGAUUCAAGUUCAAGCUUUGGAGUUCCAUCUAGUUUUUGGCCUAACCAUGAAUCAACAAUGAACAUGGAAGGGGCCAAUGAAUGUUUAUUGUAUUCUUUGGAUAUUGCUGAUACUAAUCUGUACCAUUUUUCACAAGUGAGCAGUGGUUAUAGUGGUGGUAGUAGCAUUCUUUUUCCCAACUCAAGUGGAGAAAGCUACUACCUGAGUGAUUCCCACCCAGUUUUGGCAAACACUAAUAGUUCCAUGUCAAUGGAUUUUUGCAUGGGAGACUCGUAUGUUGUUGAUGGCGAUGACUUCUCAAACCAAGAAUUGAGCAAUGGAAAUGUGGAAGAGUCUGGUGGAAACCAGACUGUAGCUGCUCUUCCUGAACCUGAAAGCAAUUUGCAACCCAAGAGAGAAUCAAAGAUGCCAGCAUCUGAACUACCCCUGGAAGAUAAAAGCAGAAAGCCACCUGAGAAUUCCAAGAAAAGAUCACGACGUACGGGAGAUGCCCAAAAGAACAAGAGGAAUGUAAGGUCAAAGAAGAGCCAGAAGGUUGCCUCGACUGGCAACAAUGAUGAAGAAAGCAAUGGUGGCCUUAAUGGUCCUGUCUCAAGCGGUUGCUGCUCAGAGGAUGAAUCCAAUGCCUCCCAGGAGCUCAAUGGAGGAGCGAGUUCAAGUUUGAGCUCAAAAGGGACAACAACUCUCAACUCAAGUGGCAAAACAAGAGCCAGUAAGGGGGCAGCCACUGAUCCCCAGAGCCUCUAUGCAAGGAAAAGAAGAGAAAGAAUAAAUGAGAGGCUGAGAAUUCUACAAAACCUUGUCCCCAAUGGAACAAAGGUUGACAUUAGCACAAUGCUUGAAGAGGCUGUCCAGUAUGUGAAGUUUUUGCAACUCCAAAUUAAGCUGCUAAGCUCUGAAGACCUGUGGAUGUAUGCUCCUAUCGCGUACAAUGGUAUGGACAUCGGUCUUGAUCAUCUGAAGCUUACCACACCAAGACGAUUGUAGAUGUUAAGAGGAGGGUGGUGAUUUUUUUAUUAUUUCUGUUAAUAGCAUAUGUGAUGAGAUUAAAAUAUAGUCAUUGCCACUUUGUAAUGGUUUUAUACUGUACGAGUAUAGAUAGGGUUUCGCUUAUAAAAUUAAUUCACGAGGAGUAAUCAUCGUGAGAAAUUCUUUCAUGUAGACACCUUGACAUGGUGAACACUAUCCGAGCAGAGUUUUUAUUCUUGAAUAUAAAAAAGUGUCCAUAACAACAUACAUGAACUUGUCCAUAGAACAGUCAUUCUCAGUUGGUGGCUUAACUUUUCAAUAUUAAAAUCUAAGAAUUUGCUGAUCUGUACUGGCAUAUGAUUUUUACCGA
Populus trichocarpa (black cottonwood) is the source of this 2502-nucleotide messenger RNA. Its product is annotated as transcription factor RSL2. Lineage: Eukaryota; Viridiplantae; Streptophyta; Magnoliopsida; Malpighiales; Salicaceae. Gene Ontology annotation, cellular component: nucleus. Gene Ontology annotation, biological process: regulation of transcription by RNA polymerase II. Gene Ontology annotation, molecular function: DNA-binding transcription factor activity, RNA polymerase II-specific; protein dimerization activity; RNA polymerase II cis-regulatory region sequence-specific DNA binding. The record is from RefSeq and is a predicted model, not a curated record. The coding region runs from base 1047 to 2150 and encodes 367 amino acids. The transcript has 5 exons.